This is a messenger RNA of Penaeus vannamei (Pacific white shrimp), 3973 nucleotides long. The record is from RefSeq and is a predicted model, not a curated record. NCBI's taxonomy places the organism in Eukaryota, Metazoa, Arthropoda, Malacostraca, Decapoda, Penaeidae.
AUGAUUAGGAGUGCUUGCAAACCUUCGCUCAUCGACGCAAUUUCAGUCCAGAUUUCUUCUGUUGUUCGUGAAUGCCUAGCAUUUCCACUGAAAUUAGUCACACCCGGUUCACACAACCCCACAGGUGCUACUCAGUGUCAUAAUACCCAGUCUCUGCCUCCCAACUUCCCCCCAUUGCCGUCUCCCCCAGGUACAACCCACUCACCCUCCCCCGCCUGCCUCCCAGGUACACCCCCAUCACUCCCCCAGUUACAACCCCCAUUCACUCCCCCCCCCUGCGCUCUCCCCCAGGUACAACUCCCGCGGCUUCGACCUGAACCGCAACUUCCCCGACUACUUCAAGCAGAACAACAAGCGGUCGCAGCCAGAAGCAGAAGCGGUGAAGCAGUGGGUGUCCAAGAUCCAUUCGUGCUCUCGGCCAACCUGCACGCGGCGCCCUCGUGGCCUCGUACCCCUUCGACAACUCGCCCAACACCAUCUUCCAACAGUUCACCUCCACGCCCUCGCUCACGCCCGACCACGACGUGUUCAAGCACAUCGCCAGCCUCUACGCCUUCAACCACGCCUCCAUGCACCUCGGCCUCCCCUGCAAGCCCGGCGCGCCCACCUUCGCCAACGGCACCACCAACGGAGCCGCCUGGUAACCCGCUCACCGGUGGCAUGCAGGACUACAACUACGUCUGGCACGGUUGCAUGGACAUCACCAUUGAAAUGUCAUGCUGCAAAUACCCUCCUGCCGAUGACCUUCCCAAAUUCUGGGAGGACAACAAGAAGGCCCUAGUGCGGUACCUGGGCGAGGUGCACCGCGGCGUCCGGGGCUUCGUGAAGGACGAGCGGAACGCCCCGGUGGAGGGUGCCUCGCUCAAGAUCAAAGGGCGCGACGUCGGCUUCCAGACCACCAAGUACGGGGAGUACUGGCGCGUCCUGCUCCCCGGCCGCUACGCCAUCGAGGUGUACGCAGAGGGCUUCGAACCCCGGGAGGAGGAGUUCGAUGUCGUGGAGACGAAUCCGACGCUGCUGAACCUCACCUUGUACAAGGCCGUGCCCGGCCCGACCGCCUUGCCCUCGCGGCCGCAGCAGCAGAUGCCUGAGACGACAGCUGGGCACCGCAUCGACCAGCAGCGGCGCCCCGUGUACGUGGGCGGCCCGAGCCAGCAGCAGGGCGCCGCCCCUCAGCCCCAGGGCGGGAUAGGCGGCUUCCUGUCGUCCAUCGGCGACAGUCUAUCCAACGUGUUCAGCAUGUUCGGCUGAGGCGGAGCGAGGGCUGGGACGGGCGCGGCUGGCCACUGCUGAAGAAGGAGCAGGCCGAAGCCCCGGCAGGCCCCGAUACCUCGUUUUAUUUAUGUAUUUUCUAUUUAUAUUGUUGCUGUUAUCCGUUCGUAAAGGAAGACCAAUAAUGACAAUAGUAAGAAUAAUGAGUGCAUGAGGACAUUUCACGAAGAAACCCACCUGAAGUAACGGUCUCCUCCUUGCUAACCUUACUCAGGUGCCAUGCAGACAUAUGCACAAAAGAACCAAAUAGAUUAAUGAUGACAAGUAAAUAAUUACAAAAAAAAAAAAAUUAAAACCCUCUCUUUUAAGAUUCUUUUUUUUUUUUGGUACGAAAGCGUAUGGGCGUAGCUUUUUAGGCAUCCAAAGACACUGUUUUCGAGUGACUUCGUCGUAGGUUAGGCAUUCCCUUCCUGGAGCGAGUGGCAUUAGCUCGGUCAGUCGGUGUUCUUUUCCUUCGGUGGUCCAAUGUUGAAGAGGAAAAGCCAGCCACCACUUUUAUCUAUGUGAUUCCUUGAUUACCUGAUAGUGAUUAUAUAUAUACAUAUAUACAUACCAUAUAUAUAUUAAUAUAUUUUGAAUUGUUACUAUUUAUUUUAUUAUUACGCUUGUUACUACAGAUCGCACCCGACCGUAGGUUUUAAGGUAGUUUGUAAAUGUUAUAUGAAAUGUGCGAUGUCUCGUUGAUUUUUUUCUUUUUUAAUAUUCCGAGUUGACAGAAUUCCAAGAUGCAUUCGCGGUCGUAAUGUUGCAGAACGGCAUCGUAUGUGUAGUGCGAUUGUUGCACUUAAAACAAUAUUUGUGAAACACAGAAAGAAAGAAUACCACUAAAAGAACGACAUUUGAUAAGGAAACCUGAUUAAAAAAAAAAAUCAAAAUACAUUUCUCAGCAUUUCGAAUUUAACAAAAAGUCAGUCAAAGUCACAUGAAUAGGAAUAUAAAUGAAAUAUGAAGAUUUUCCUCAAUGUAGAGUCGAUCUGCGCAUUGCGACCGUCUUCUGGUAGCCAGUGAAGGUGCGGCCGCGGGAACACAGGCGAAGACACCUACUAUGCACACGUUUUAGCUAACAAGAGUGUUCACGUCACUGUUAUGAUGUUAUUUGCCCAUUAUAUGUAUAGAGGACUCGGUUAUUUUCAUAUCAUUUCUUAUUGUUGAUGGAUGACACGUUGUUCAUUCUCGUGUGAACUUUUGUGAGCACUGUGAUGAGGCAGAUUCCGAGCGAUAUAUUGUGCAUCUGUUUGAGGCGGUCGAAGAGGGAGCUGCGGCCAUUUGCCGGGAGAAACUAAACAUUAAGUUGAUGAGGAAUAAUAUGUAAAAAUUCUUUAAACAUUCUGGAUUUCAGAACACUGCAUAACAAGCUCUAUUUUGCCUCGAUUUAAAAAAAAUGAAAAUAUAUUGUAAAACUCCCAUUUUCCCGACCUCAUCUGAUGGCGGUAUGUCCUGCGGCGCCAGUCCUUCGAGGGAAACCCGACUCGAUGUAGUUUUGAAAUACACAUAUAUAAUAAUGAUAUGGGGAAUGUUGUCACAGCCCAUGGGAGGAACGCUUAACUUCUAUAGCAUUUGUUAGUCUAUUUUUUUCCCUCUGAAAGACUGGCGCGCUGUUCUAAGAAAAAAAAAAAAAAAAGUUUCAACGGAUUCUCGCCUCCACGAAUUUUUGUAGCGUUUCUUGAUUGACCAACCCACGUCUGCCUGCCAUUAAUUGCCUUGUUUGUAGUGAUAGAGAGACACGUCCCGAGCCCGCAGAAACACAAAGGUUCCUUGGGAGAAGCUUCAACCGGGACUGCGAGGAAGUCGUCUUCUUUAAGUCAUCCAUUGUUAGGGGAUACAGACUUAUUUUUGUUCAUUUUAUUUUUUAUUUUUGGAAGGGGAGGGAAAGGGGUGUAUUGAAUUAUACCUUUUUUUUAAAGAAUGUCAUAACACAACUGUUAAUGACCUGUUAAGCUAGAUAAUAACGUGAGUUGUUGUUAUUAUUAUAGAUCAUUAAUACCUUAUACAUAAGCCAUGAUCAGGUGAUAUGAUAUCAUCAGUGGUAUGAUGUCAUAUAUCGUAGUCCUUAGCAUAUUAGCACUCGAAACUCCACCCUUUUGACAGUGUAGUGACAACGGUUGUCAGGUAACAGUAUAGAGUUGUUUCGAGACAAACGCAGAGUGAGAGAGCGGCCAUUUUUUUCUCCAUUUUUUAGGCUCGUCGUCCUUGCCUGUCUCAGUGUCUCCUUUCUGUGAUCCGAUAAAAUGUCAUGUCUUUCUCAUAGUUACCCACCUUGUACAAUCUGCCUAAAGUAAUUGUAAUGAUAAUAGUAAUAAUUAUAAUAAUGAUAAUAAUAAAUAAUGAAUAAUAUUAAUGACAAUUUUAAAAUAAAAGGUUAAAAUAAACAUAAAGUAACGCUAAUGAUGAUAGUGAUAAUGAUAAUAAUAACGAUAAUAAUAAUGAAGCAGAAUAAAUAAGAGAUAAAAUAAAUCUUUAAAAAAAAACAUUUAGUACCUGUCUUUAUAAGAAUCCGUCAUAACGUUUUUCAAGGUUAACGUCAGAAAAUUUUCCCGCGGUUGGUUGUAAGUUAAACGUUUUUCUUUCCUUCUCUUUUUCUUUCCUUCUUUUUUGUGGAUUACAUGAAAUGGGAUCAUUAUAUUGAGAAAAUAUAUAUACACAAAAAAAAACAUUGUAUUGUGCGAAUUCUUUCCAAACUAUCAAUAAAGAAUCGAAAUAA